Molecule: messenger RNA, 1351 nt
Organism: Aspergillus alliaceus
Lineage: Eukaryota; Fungi; Ascomycota; Eurotiomycetes; Eurotiales; Aspergillaceae
Product: aminotransferase
Exons: 5
Coding region: 272-1351 (359 amino acids)
Biological process (GO): branched-chain amino acid metabolic process
Molecular function (GO): branched-chain-amino-acid:2-oxoglutarate transaminase activity
Source: RefSeq, a predicted model, not a curated record
GCUGAUCCUGCAGUUUGUCAUAGUAUUUCCUGCAAGCUCAUUUCUUCGUAUAGACCGUGGGGGCUGGACAAACACAGGGCUCUAUACACAAGGAGAGAAAGAUCAAAAGAGCUGGGAUGCGAUCAUUCCAUCGUCUAACGAAUGAACAUGUGACCUAUAGAUAGACCUUGACAUCCAGGUAGUGAGGAAAAAGCACCGGUACUACCAACUUCGGAGAAGAUAGAAUAUAUCCUGGAUUAUAUUACACUAGAUCAACUCGGAAUCUGAAACCAUGACCUUCCCACCUGCGGCGACUGAGAAUAUCGAAUGGACGAAAUUAGGGCUCGCCAUGACAGACAUGGUUAAUGGCCAUGUGGAAUCAACCUUUUCCGUUGAAACAGGCUCUUGGACAGCGCCCCGGUUCGUCGCUGACCCGUAUCUCCGGAUACACGGUCUGUCCCCGGCCCUCAACUAUGGACAACAGGUUUAUGAGGGGAUGAAAGCCUAUCGCUCGACAACGAACCAGAUCCUCCUCUUUCGCCCACAAUUCCAUGCGGAGCGCAUGCAACAUUCUGCCGACGUGGUUUCCAUCCCCCCUGUGCCGACCGAGCACUUUCUGGCGUGCGUGAACCUCGCUGUCUCGAAAAACGCCGCAUGGGUUCCUCCCCACUCGAGCGGCGCCGCCUUAUACGUCCGCCCCGUGCUCCUGGGCUCCGGGGCACACUUUGCGUUGACCCCUCCCGCCGAAUAUACGUUCUGUGUGUAUGUGCAACCAUUCAGCACGUAUCAUGGAAUCGCUCCGCUGCCGGCGGUCGUGCUUGAAGAGUUUGAUCGCGCGGCGCCCCGAGGAACGGGCCAUGCGAAGAUCGGCGGCAACUAUGCCCCGGUGAUGAAGUGGUCGGAAAAGGCCAAAAAGGAGGGAUUCCCUAUGACACUGCAUUUGGACAGUGCGACCCGUUCCGAGAUCGAUGAAUUUUCCACGUCUGGAUUCUUGGGGGUGAGGAUGGACGGCGAUCGUCCGGUGUUGGUGGUACCCAAGAGUGAAAACAUCAUUAGGAGUGUGACAUCCGAUAGUUGCAUGCAGAUUGGCCGGUCCUUGGGAUGGACCGUGGAGCAUCGUCCGGUCAAAUACGAGGAACUCGCGACCUUUAGGGAGGUCAUGGCAGUCGGCACCGCAGCCGCUUUGGUUCCCAUUCAGUCCAUUACCCGCAAGUCGUGCGACGACCGCUUCGUCUACACAGAGGAGAUGACCGCGGGCCCCAUAUGCCAGCAACUGUACGCCGCGCUGACGAAGAUUCAGCGUGGUGAGAAUGCAGACCGGUUCGGUUGGUGUCAAAAGAUGAAGGAAGUGUCAGAUAUAGUUUCUAUUUGA